AUGCGAUCAUGUGAUUUCAAUGAUAGUAUCAAAAGGCGGCAAAUCAACUUACAGAAGGGUAAACAGCUGCUUAGAGAAGGCAAAUUGUCAGAAGCUAGAGAAUGUUUUACACGUUCCGUUAAUAUAACCAGUUCAAUGGCACAUGAUGUUAUUAAAGCUGCCCGUUCUGAAGGAAUAGAUUGCAUCGUUGCUCCGUAUGAAGCAGAUUCUGAACUGGCCUACUUGAAUAAGAAUGGAAUUGCGCAAGCUAUAAUAACAGAAGACUCUGACCUUUUGGCUUUUGGUUGCAAAAAGGUCAUUUUAAAAAUGGACAAGUUUGGGCAUGGCCUUGAAAUUGAUCAAGCUCGACUGGGAAUGUGCAAACACCUUGCUGAUUCAUUCACAGAGGAAAAAUUCCGUUAUAUGUGUAUUCUCUCAGGCUGUGAUUAUCUACCAUCUAUUCAUGGCAUUGGACUUGUGAAAGCUUGUAAACUGCUUAAAAUAUCAAACAACCCAGAUAUUUUGAAGGUAAUCCAAAAAAUUGGAACAUAUUUGAAAAUGAACAUAACAUUGCCUGAAGGAUAUAUAGAAGGAUUUAUUCGAGCUAAUAAUACAUUUCUUUACCAAUUGGUCUUUGAUCCAGUAAAAAGAAAAUUAGUUCCUUUAAACCCAUAUGAAGAUGGAAUGGAUCCUACAGAAUUAAAAUAUGCUGGGCCGUACAUAGAUGAUUCUGUUGCUUUUCAAAUUGCUAUUGGAAAUAGAGACAUCCAUACUAUGCAGCAAAUUGAUGACUACAGUCCCGAUACCAAGCCUUCUAAGCUUAAGAGUCAGGGUUGGAAUGAUCAACAGUCAAACCUGAAGACUUCACAGUCUGCUAGCAUUUGGAAUACUAACUAUACUCCGUCAAAAAAUAAGGGAAUUGUUAACCAACCUUUAAAAACUGAGGAAAAGAAGAGCCGUAGAGGACUAGUAACACCAUGCAUCAAAUCUAUGAAAAGGCAUCAAGAAGAUGGAAUUUCUGAAGUUGACCUUCUUAGUCAAUAUACGAGUCCUAAAGCUAAAAAAUCUAGAAAAGACAGUGAAGAUAAUUUAAUGGAAGUAAAGUCCUUUAAUCUAACCACUGCUUUAAAAUCUGAUAAAGAUUGCCAAAGUGAACCAGUUUCAAAACCCAAGAGCAGAAACAAAUUUUCCACCUUUUUACAAAGAAGAAAUGAGAAUUCUGGAAUGGUUUCUGAUUCUGGGACUCGAAGUAGGUUUUUUUGCACAGCUACCGAUUCAUCCUGUAACUCUUCAAUUGAUCGAAUAGAAAAAUUGGAAGAGAAUGGCACAGCAAAUGAUAGUGACCUGCAAAAGGAUAUAAACCAGAGUAAUAAUUUAACUGCAACCUCCUUCAAAGAAGAAGAGAGAACUUCCCCUUUGUCUCCUCAUUCAAGUGAUUUUGGUGUGAAAAAUGAGGAAGGAUCUCCUUUCCAGAAUCAAAGACGUUGUUUUAGUUGGUCUAAAAGUCUUCAUAGUGGACCGUCAAGGACUCAAAAUAUUUCAGAAUCUCUCCAAAGGUUUCACAGAAUUCAGCCUUUUCAGAAACCAAAUACUGAUAAUCAAGUAAAAACUCAUAUGACUAAUUGCAAACCUAAUUAUGGCUUGUCAGAUGAUUCAACUGCAUCUCUUACCAAAGAAGAUAACUUGGAUGAAUUGGAAAAUAAUACCUCUGAGCUUGAGGAGCCUGGUACUUUUUGUUUCACUGCUGUGAAGACCUCUCCAGUUCAACAGUCUGCAAGACAGAACAUUAAUGCAAAACACAAGGUACCUGGAUUACAUAAAUCAAAGUCUUUGGGUUCAAGUCUAAAAGCUAAAACAAAGCCAUUAGCACCUGCCAAAGUUAGUGGUUUAACAGGCAAAGGUCUUAAAAAAGAUGCUCAAUUAAAUGAGAACAAAUCAGGACUUCAAGCCACAAUUAAUGACCUUUGGAAAAGUUUUGCAUUUAAAAAGUGUGAGCCAGCUGUGAUCUGAAUUACAUGAAAUGAAUUUCAACUAAUCAUUUGCCAUGAAGAAAAACUUGCGUUGGAAAUAAACUGUCCAAGGAUGAUGUUGUAAGAUUAAAAGUCGUGGCACCCUGAAACUUUAAGAAAUUACCGGCAAAAUAGAUUAGUCAAUCACUAACCUGUUUGAAGUGAAACCAUGUUGAAUCAAAUUGAGGUUAGACAGUUAGACACUUUGGUCAUGAGAUGCUGCUUGCCUGGUUGCAAGGAAUUCAGUGCUAAAUGGAAUUGAAACAGCCACACAUUUACGGAUUCCUUUUAAAUGUAUAAUUUUGAGUUUUAUAUUUGUACAUUUUUAAACAGUUAUUUGUAUUAAAACUUCAGUACUUUG
Molecule: messenger RNA, 2349 nt
Organism: Bombina bombina (fire-bellied toad)
Lineage: Eukaryota; Metazoa; Chordata; Amphibia; Anura; Bombinatoridae
Gene: EXO1
Product: exonuclease 1
Exons: 12
Coding region: 1-1989 (662 amino acids)
Biological process (GO): mismatch repair; DNA recombination
Cellular component (GO): nucleus
Molecular function (GO): 5'-flap endonuclease activity; DNA binding; 5'-3' DNA exonuclease activity
Source: RefSeq, a predicted model, not a curated record